AAAGACUGAGUAUUAUAUAUAAGUAUUCUUUUAUUUCUUAUUACGUGAGAUUGAGUGUCCGACAAACUUGUUAUUUUCUUCUACAUAUAUACUUCUAUACACACACACACACACAAUUAUUUUCUGUGUUUCACUCUCUUUAAACAAAUUUAAUACUUCCGAGCACAAGACAAACAAUUUUUUUUAUAGAAAACAUUGCCAAUAGAAAUUAAAAUUAAUGGCAGUAGGUAUAUGUCGAAAAAAAUUAAUAAUAAAUCCUCUGGAAAAAAUAAUUAAAAUAAUCUUAUUUUGAUAGUGGUCCAUCAUAAUGAAAUUCGUGAUAAAAUGAGUAUAGAAAAAAAAAAGAUCGUAAAGACCUACAAGUUGUUAUGUAAGUACUUUGAGAAAGUGAAUUUCUAAAAUAUAUAUAUAUAUAUAUAGAAACCGGUCAGUUAACUUUGAACGCUUCACAAGAGCACAAGAUUAUAAAAGGUAGUAUCGAAAAGUAUUUGUUUUUAAUUUCUUUGUUCACGUGUUCGUAAAUUAAUGUGACAGUAAGAAAAAAAUUCUUCUAUAUAAUUGAUUUUCGACAUGAUGUUACGAAUAAUCAUUGUAUUAUCAUUACUUUCUUUAAUAUCUACGGUAAGAAGUGCAACAUUUUUCGAUCUUUUAAAAGAAUAUAAGGACAAGGAUGUACAAAUCAAGACGAUUUAUUACCCUAAAUGGGAGAAAUACGAUUUUAUUAUAGUCGGAGCAGGUUCCGGAGGUUCGGUUCUCGCUAAUCGUUUAUCAGAAAAUAAAAAUUGGAAGAUCUUAUUGUUGGAAGCAGGUUAUCCGGAAAACUUGAUACAGCAGAUUCCUAUAUUCGUUAAUAUACUCCAAAGGACGGACUAUAAUUGGGGUUACAAUGUAGAACCUCAAAAUAAUACCUGUUUUGGAAUGAUCAAUCGGCAAUGUGCUUGGCCACGUGGAAAAUCACUCGGUGGAACCAGCACAAUUAAUUAUAUGAUUUUUACACGUGGCGACAAGUUGGACUAUGAUUACUGGGCGGCCUUGGGCAACGAAGGCUGGUCUUACGAAGAGAUUCUACCAUAUUACAUAAAGAGUGAAAAAUUCGACGUUCCUGGUAUUAUUAAUUCACCAUAUCACGGAAAAGAUGGAUACUUGUGCGUUGAAUACGUUCCUUUUCAUACUGAGCUAUCCACAGCAUUUCUUGAAGCUGGUAAAAUACUCGGUUAUGAUGUUCUCGACUAUAAUGGCGAAAAACGAAUAGGUUAUUCAUAUUUACAACUCAACAUGGACAAGGGAGCGCGUUGUAGCGCUUCAAAAGCCUAUCUUAGAGUGAAACGACCUAACUUGGACAUCGUAACUGGCGCCAGAGUAACAAAAGUUCUUAUUGAUGAAAAUCGCCAAGCUUACGGCAUCCAAUACAUCAAAAAUAACAAUAAAAAACUCGUAUUUAGCACGAAAGAAGUGCUUUUAUCCGCGGGUACGAUCGAUUCUGCCAAACUACUUAUGCUUUCGGGUAUAGGACCAAAGGAACACCUCGAAGAGCUGGAAAUUCAAGUGAUUCAAGAUUCUAAAGUCGGAUAUAACAUGUACGAACAUAUCGGUUUCCUCGGUCUAACCUUCUUAAUAGAUCAACCCGUAUCUCUAUCACAAAGUAAAGUGUUUAAUCCGCACUCGUUAUGGGAGUAUGCGUUUAAAAGAAAUGGCUACCUCGCUAUACCUGGUGGUGCCGAAGCUUUGGCAUUUAUAAGAACGAAGUAUGCUCCAUCUGAAAAGCCAGACAUCGAACUUCUUUUUGCUUCAGGUUCGAUACAUUCAGACAAGGGUCUAGACAUUAGAAAGAAUAUACGAAUGACGGACGACCUUUAUAAUACAGUUUAUAAACCGAUCGAAAAUAGAGAUGGCUUAUCGAUCUGGCCGAUAAUUCAAAGUCCAAAAAGUGUUGGUCGUCUUACCCUGACGUCGAAAGAUCCUUUCGUACCACCCAAGAUAGAGCCUAAUUUCUUUUCUCAUCCUGAUGAUAUCGAAAUCCUACUUGAAGGUAUAAAACAUGCCAUCAACGUAUCUAAAACGGAACCUUUCCUUGCAUACAAUAGUCGAUUACACGAUAUCAAAAUACCCGGCUGCGAAUUCUAUGAAUUUAAUACCGACGAUUAUUGGCGAUGUGCUAUCAAAUAUUUACCAUUCAUGAUGAAUCACGAGAUAGGAACCGUUAAAAUGGGACCCAAAACUGAUCCCUAUGCUGUCGUUGAUUCGCGUUUAAGAGUUUAUGGUAUAAAAAAUCUCAGAGUAGUCGAUGCAUCUAUUAUGCCCACUAUACCAAUCGGCCACGUAAAUGCUGGUAUCUUCAUGAUCGGUGAAAAAGCUGCUGAUAUGAUCAAACAAGAUUGGUCGAGAGACGCAACAGGAAGUAACUAGCUAGUUCGUUCAUUCGACUAACACGCAUAGUAAACUUGAAGUAAAUACUACGUCGAUGUAUGAUUACAUUGGUCAAACAUGUUCAUGAUAUAAUUGUUUCUCAUUUAUGAUCUACCUCGUCCUUGAGCUCACGCAAGUGCUAUCAAAUAUAUAAUAUACGAAUAUACAAUUAAUAAAUAAAUCCCAAGUUUUAUUCUUUACGUCUAUACAAUCGUGUUCAAUCUAAUAAAAUAUGAAAUAUUCGACGUCAUUGAUAAUCCCCAACGCGGUAAUUCACAUAAUUGAUUCAUCGAAUGUUUUAUUCGCAAUAACAAGUGCCAUGAAGCGAUAAGGAAAUAAUUUACUUUUUACGUAUAUAUUAACAUAUAUCAUAUAAACUAACAUGUGGUGGAUAUUAUAUGUUCGGGGGAAAAAAAAAAAAAGAAAAAUGCGAAAAAUAAUUUUAUUUUUAUAAACUCUUU
Molecule: messenger RNA, 2867 nt
Organism: Vespa mandarinia (Asian giant hornet)
Lineage: Eukaryota; Metazoa; Arthropoda; Insecta; Hymenoptera; Vespidae
Molecular function (GO): flavin adenine dinucleotide binding; oxidoreductase activity, acting on CH-OH group of donors
Source: RefSeq, a predicted model, not a curated record